AUGUCUUCAAUCAAGAAUGUCCUUUAUUUCCAAGCUGGACUAGGAGUCCUAUCCAAUAUUUUUCUGCUGAUUUUCUACAUCUUCACAAACUCAAGUCACAGACCUAAGCCUGUGGACCUGAUCUCCUGUCAACUGACCUUUAUUCAUAUAAUUAUGGUUCUCACUGGAUGGGAUAUUUGGCUUGAGGACAUGUUUGAGUUCCUGAACAUUCAGAAUGACUUCAAAUGUAAGGCAACUAUUUACCUAAACAGGGUGAUGAGAGGCCUCUCUAUCUGUGUCACCUGCCUCCUGAGUGUGUUCCAGGCUGUCACAAUCAGUUCUAAUACCUCACUGUUGGCAAAAUUUAAACAUAAAUUAAAGAAAUAUGUCAUCUAUGCUUUCUUCUAUUUUUGGUCUUUCAAUUUGUCUUUCAGCAUUAAUCAGUUCUUCUCUGUUGGUGCUUAUACCAAUAUAAGUGAGACCAACCAGAUGAGGGUCACUAAAUAUUGCUCACUCUUUCCAAUAAACAACAUCAUAAGGGGAUUGAUUUUAACAAUAACAACUUUAAGAGAUGUGUUUCUUGUAGGAGUCAUGCUGACCACAAGUGUGUACAUGGUGAUUUUCUUGUUAAGACGUCAGAGGCAAUGCAAGCAUCUGCAUAGCAGCAACAACAUGAGAGCAUCCCCUGAGAAAAGAGCCACCCAGACCAUCUUGAUUCUGGUGGUCUUCUUUGUGGUCAUGUACUGGGUGGACUUCAUCAUCUCAUCUACUUCAGUCCUGAUAUGGAGGUACAACCCUGAUAUCCUGACUAUUCAGAAGUUUGUGAUGAACUCAUAUCCCACAAUUACGCCUUUGGUACAAAUGAGUUCUGAAAACAGAAUAAUCAAUAUGCUGAAAAACUUUUGGCCAAAAUUCCAACAGGCUUUUUAA
This is a messenger RNA of Rattus norvegicus (Norway rat), 909 nucleotides long. RefSeq names its product vomeronasal 1 receptor 83 (gene Vom1r83). The record is from RefSeq and is a predicted model, not a curated record. The transcript has a single exon. The coding region runs from base 1 to 909 and encodes 302 amino acids. NCBI's taxonomy places the organism in Eukaryota, Metazoa, Chordata, Mammalia, Rodentia, Muridae.